AUGAGGAAUCCAAAUUUAAAGAUAUACUGUUGUGAUUUUUCACCUACAGCAAUAGAAAUAGUUAAGGGUCACCCAGACUACAACCAAGACCGCUGUAAUGCAUUUGUAUGUGAUAUAUCAGAUGAGAUGUCAGCUACUCCAAUUUCUGAUAAUUCUUUGGAUAUUGUCACUAUAAUAUUUGUUUUGUCUUCCAUUUCACCAGAAAAAAUGCAAUAUGUGGUGAACAGAUUGACCAGAUAUUUAAAACCAGGAGGGACUAUUCUCCUCAGGGAUUAUGGAAGAUAUGAUAUGGCUCAGUUAAGGUUUAAACAAGGCAGAUGUUUAUCAGAGAAUUUUUAUGUUAGAGGAGAUGGAACUAGAGCUUAUUUCUUUACUCAAGAUGAAUUAAAACAAAUGUUUGAAAAAGCUGGACUAGUAGAGAAACAGAAUUUAAUUGACAGACGUUUACAAGUGAACAGAGGAAAACAGUUAAAAAUGUACAGAGUUUGGAUACAAUGUAAAUAUGUAAAACCUUGCUGAUUUACGAAUUAAAUUUUGUCAUAUU
Messenger RNA from Mytilus californianus (California mussel), 544 nucleotides. RefSeq names its product tRNA N(3)-methylcytidine methyltransferase METTL2-like. The transcript is spliced from 6 exons. Gene Ontology annotation, molecular function: tRNA (cytidine-N3)-methyltransferase activity. Bases 1 to 519 code for a protein of 172 amino acids. The record is from RefSeq and is a predicted model, not a curated record. NCBI's taxonomy places the organism in Eukaryota, Metazoa, Mollusca, Bivalvia, Mytilida, Mytilidae.